CUUCUGUCUCACCAAGUACAAUUUAUCUCAAUACUAUAUCUUAUGACUCCUUACCAAAAUGACAAAAUUUUGGGUGACGAUUUAGAACAUACUGUUAUUCGUACAGAGCCAGAUGAAUCCACGGCUGCUAAAAUCUUGUCUCAAGAUGAAAUUGCUUACUUUUUGAGCGAAAUUACUCAUUCAGAAUUAAGUCGUUUUCCUGAUUUGCUAACCAAUAAAAGCUUAACUCCCGCUCCUAUCCCGCCACAAUCACCAAGAAAGCUCAAUCCUUUACAAUUAGACAAUUUAAGUUAUUCCCCAAGUCUUGCUUCAGCCAGUUCCAAAAAGACAAGCUAUAGUUCCUUUGCUCCUACUCCCAAUGCAUCAUAUGCAUACAAUAGUAUUAGUCCAGUCCCAAUGGUACCCGCAGAGAGUUUAAUGACUAAUUCUCUGCAAUAUUUGGAUGAUCCAAAAGAACUUGAUAUUGAAUCUCUAUUGCAAAUGAUAGAACAAGAUGAGCCGGUUGUAUCAACUUCCACGGUGAAAUCAACGAUCCCAGAAAUCGAAGAGGAAACUUUGGAAGAUUUUCCUCAAGUUAACCUUGAUGAUGACUCCAUAUUAACAAGAACUGUUUCCAUUGGUUCUGCUAAUCUUGAUUUUGGUAACUAUUCUGACCUUGACCAAUUAUUACAAAUUAAAUCAGAUCCCACCAGUGCUUUGAUGUCCAGAGUUACAUCAUAUGAUUAUACUGGUACUUCAUACGGAUCAUUUUCAACGUCACCCAUGCCAAAGGUUGCAAGGAGGGUAAGCUGUCCAACUGCCUUACGGCCUUCAAUAAUUACACACGAAUACUCGUCACCAACUCCACCAGUUUAUAUGAGUAACGAUAGAAUAUUAUCAAUGACGUUACCCAAGAAAACUACACCCAGGAUUACUAAGCGUCAUUCAGAAGUAUUUAUAUGCCCCGUUUGUGGUAAUACCUUAUCCCGUGCUGCUAACUUGAAACAACAUUGUCUUCUGGUUCAUGGAGAAGAAAGACCAUAUCCAUGUAGGUACCCUGAUUGUGACUGGAGAUUUUCAAGACCAAAUGAUAGAACUCGUCAUGAAAAUCAACAUAGUGGGGUCAAGAAGUUUAUUUGUCAUGGUGUUUUACCUAAUGGGAAAAUCUUUGGAUGUGGUAAAGGAUUCAAAAGGUCUGAUGGACUUGGACGUCAUUUCAGAACUGAAACCGGUAAGAAAUGUAUUCAGCCGCUUGUUGAAUUUCAAGAACUGAAUAGAAGGAACAGAUUUGAUAGACCAGAUGAUCUGGAUAUUUUUUGAUUAGGAUAUUUACUUUAUUAGUGUUCAUAUCGUUUAUUAUUAUUUAUUAUUACUAUAUUAUAUAGGUUAGGAUCAAUUUAUAGAAAUAUAAACUUGGAACGCAGUCUGUUUGGCAUGGAAAUAACUACUCUCGGUAAAUGAAUAUUGCUUACUGAGCACUGAUGACGUUGGUGUCUUCUUUUUGUACAAUGAGCCAUUUCUUUUCUUAAAAGGUAACAGGAACCCUUCUAUAUUCUGUUUCGAGUAAAAUAAUUUCUUAUCAAAAUACCAAAAUUAUGGUAAUAUCUUGAUGAUUCAGCCCCGAUGUAUGACCUGAAUCAUAAAAUAUAUAACUACAAAACAAUAUACGUUGUUCCAAAAGAUUUCAAAUCUUAUCGUAUUAUCAUCAAUCAAUUAAAAGUGGACAUUGUUUAUAUGGUUACUUAUUAUGUAAGUAAAUGGUCCAGGUGCAAUUUAAUCCUUGGUUAUGCUUGAGCAUUAAUCGGAGUCUGUUUGAACAUGAGC
Spathaspora passalidarum NRRL Y-27907 is the source of this 1803-nucleotide messenger RNA. RefSeq lists its product as uncharacterized. Gene Ontology annotation, biological process: regulation of DNA-templated transcription. Bases 43 to 1299 code for a protein of 418 amino acids. Lineage: Eukaryota; Fungi; Ascomycota; Pichiomycetes; Serinales; Debaryomycetaceae. Gene Ontology annotation, molecular function: RNA polymerase II cis-regulatory region sequence-specific DNA binding; DNA-binding transcription factor activity, RNA polymerase II-specific. The transcript has a single exon. The record is from RefSeq and is a predicted model, not a curated record.